UUAACAGAGCCAGCGAGAGGGGAAACAGAGAGAAUACGAGAGAGAGAGAGAGAGAGAUGGAGAAGGGGAAAGGAGUGAUGGGAUUCGGGAGGAGAUGGGCCGUCGAGUUCACUGACGCCUCCGCCGCUCCUUCCUCUCGCGACGUCCCCGAUCCUCCCGGCUUCACUCGCGCCUCCCAGGAUCAGGAUGAUUCGUCGGUCAGUCGCCAGAAGAAGGAUGCUGAAGCUAAUUGGAAGUCGCAGAAAGCUUGGGAAGUGGCACAAGCCCCUUUUAAGAACUUGAUGAUGAUGGGCUUCAUGAUGUGGAUGGCUGGAAGUACAGUGCAUCUCUUCAGUAUUGGGAUCACCUUUUCAGCUCUUUGGCAACCUAUAAGUGCUCUUCAAGGAGUUGGGAAGGUUUUUGAGCCAUACAAGGACAGCAAAGUUGAUCUUCUGGCGCCGAAGCUACUUUUCAUCGCCCUCAAUUUAGGUGGUUUAGCCCUUGGUGUAUGGAAGCUUAACACAUUGGGUUUACUUCCAACUCAUGCAUCUGAUUGGGUCUCAUCCUUGCCUCCCGCACAGGAGGUUGAGUAUUCAGGUGGAGGGAUCCCUUUGCAUUAAAUGUCCAGUAGUUUUGGUGAAUUGACGAACAUCAUCUCCAGUAGGGAAGGGUAUCUGAGGAUCAUGUUCUUGGCUGAUGGCUUCUAGCUCUUGAUCAAAUUGGUGGAGGUCAUUAAUAUAGUGUGAUUUUGCUGGUUUGAGUAGUAGACUGGAGAUAUAUUAUUCUGAAAUUUCUGUUGUUUUCUUCAGGAAAGCUACCUGCGAUUGUUUAAUAGUUAUUUUGUGGAAAUUGUUCGAAGAAGCUCAUUUAGAAAAUGGAUUUCCACUGCUUUCUCUCUCUUUAGCACGGGAAGUUCUCUUUGAAGUAUGGGAAGAUCAUGAGCCAUUGCCUAA
This is a messenger RNA of Punica granatum (pomegranate), 932 nucleotides long. The record is from RefSeq and is a predicted model, not a curated record. NCBI's taxonomy places the organism in Eukaryota, Viridiplantae, Streptophyta, Magnoliopsida, Myrtales, Lythraceae.